This is a messenger RNA of Seriola aureovittata, 3981 nucleotides long. RefSeq names its product adenosine A2b receptor (gene adora2b). The coding region runs from base 492 to 1544 and encodes 350 amino acids. The record is from RefSeq and is a predicted model, not a curated record. Gene Ontology annotation, molecular function: G protein-coupled adenosine receptor activity. The transcript is spliced from 2 exons. Gene Ontology annotation, cellular component: membrane. Gene Ontology annotation, biological process: adenylate cyclase-activating G protein-coupled receptor signaling pathway; G protein-coupled adenosine receptor signaling pathway; vasodilation. NCBI's taxonomy places the organism in Eukaryota, Metazoa, Chordata, Actinopteri, Carangiformes, Carangidae.
UGUGUGUGUGUUCGGGGCGUGGCUUCUCUGUGAAAUUCAGUUUUUCCCCCCUUUUUUUCUUGCGCUUCUCCCUCCACUUCAAAACUGCUGUUGCGGGUUUAGUCGUGUGACACCGAGCCUCCGACGCAGAUCUACAGAUGCCGCUGAAAUGCUCCACAGAUCGGUCGCUGUUGAUGUGAAAACAUCCAGAGACGAUGUACAGGUUCAUUAAGGUGAGCGAAGACCAUGUUCAGUGACUUUACAUCUGUUUUGACGCAAACUUCAGCUUUAAUGCGCAGCUACAGCUUCUGUCAACUUUCUGAUGCUGGAACAUUUUUCUCAAGAUGGAUAUGAAGUAAUUUCUCUCUCUCCUGCAGAUGGCUGGAUGUGCAGCUCACACUUGUGGAAUAUUCCUGGAUUAUAGCAGAAAGACUUUUUUACUCCUCUGGGACUAGACACAGUGUUGUGGGUUACCGUCUGCAGGUUUUAGUCCUUGAACACACUUUGCUGAGAUGAAUACGUUAUACAUCGUGAUUGAAGUGGUUAUUGCUGUUCUCUCCAUAUCCGGCAACAUACUGGUUUGCUGGGCUGUCGCCAUCAACACCACUUUGAAGAACGCUACCAACUAUUUUCUGGUGUCCCUUGCUGUGGCUGAUAUUCUGGUCGGUUGCCUCGCCAUCCCUUUUGCCAUAACCAUCAGCAUCGGCAUCAGUCUGGACUUCUAUGGGUGCCUGUUCCUGGCCUGUUUUGUCUUGGUACUGACACAGAGCUCCAUCUUCAGUCUGCUUGCCAUCGCUAUUGACAGAUAUCUGGCAGUUAAAAUUCCUCUAAGGUACAAGGAGUUAAUGACAGGAAAGACCGCCAGAGAAAUCAUUGCUAUUUUAUGGAUCCUCUCCUUUGUCAUUGGCCUCAUCCCUUUCUUUGGCUGGAACCGGAAGCACUUCGGUUGCACGGGGAACAGCUCCAGGACGGACAACACUACAAACACUGGCCUCACGCAGGGGCCGAGCGGCAGAGGGGACUUGCUAAAGAGCUGCAAGCUCCAUUGCUUCUUUGAGAGUGUGGUGGACAUGGACUACAUGGUCUAUUUUAAUUUCUUUGUCUGUGUGCUGCUGCCGCUGCUCAUCAUGCUGGGCAUCUACCUGAAGAUCUUCACUGUGGCCAGGAAGCAGCUGAGACAGAUCGAGCUCAAGUGCGUGGGCAACGGGGACAGCCAUCACCACGGGCUGCUGCAGAAGGAGAUCCGGGCCGCCAAAUCCCUCUCCAUUAUCGUGGGACUGUUCGCUAUCUGCUGGCUGCCCGUCCACAUCCUCAACUGCCUCACGCUGUUCUACCAGGAGCUGAAGAAGCCGGAGGUCGUCAUGUACAUGGCCAUCAUUAUGUCUCAUGCCAAUUCUGCGGUCAACCCCAUCAUCUACGCCUACCGCAUCCAGGACUUCAGGAACACCUUCCGCAAGAUCCUGGCCCAGCACUUCCUGUGCCGCAGGGAGGAGCUGUACCUCAGCUCCAACGGCAGCAGACGCAACAGAGACCAAAUCCACAUGACCAUCGACCCUCUGCUAUAGAGAGUCGUACUGAGGAGGAGUAUUAUAUGUCAGCUCUGUUGUUUCAGUCUUGAAUUUUAUUUCCACUGCGGUUUCUAAUGUUUACAGAACAAGGGUAUGAUAUGCGAGGAUGAACCGAUGUUAAACGCGCCUUGAAUGUGGACAUUUAUUUAUGAACUGUGUCAAGUAUCAGGGGUCGAGCAGUGAAAUGUUGUUGUCGUCUUACGUAACUUUUGUAUUGUGAAGGAUUUUUGAUUUAAAAAAAACCUGAUGAAGCUAACUGGAUUUGUAGGACUGUGAACAGGAUCCAAACUUAAACUGCUAUUUAUCAUUCUGAAUCCACCCUGUUACAACUCCAGACACUCCUUCUUUGCCCUGCUAUUUUAUAUUGUCAACAUUCAGUGCCAGUGUUUAUUUAUUUAUUACAAGACCUUUUCUUUGAGAAUGUAAAGAUCAAAAAACUUUGUGUGGUGAGAUCUGUAUUUGUGCACCUAGGAAGGUACAAUAUUAGUAGUCUACAUCCCACAUUCAUACUCAUGAUCAUCACAGGCUCUAUAUAUAGAUUUUCUUUAUCUUUUAUUUGAUUAUUAGAGGAGGUAUUUUUCAUAUCAAUAUCCAAAGUAGGAGACAGAUAAGGAGAAUACAUAUCUUUGUAAAACAGAAAUGUUCUCGAGCUGCUGCUUCAGUCUUUGCAGGUGUCCCUGCCGCUGCUCUAAUAACUCCUCCACAAAACGACGCAGGCGGAGGGAGGCGGCGGUCCACACACAGACACGCCUGCUUAUUGAAAAUUGCCAAAAACUAAACUAGAAGGGGAAAAAUGCAAGAAAAAAAGAAAUGCUUUUCCUGUCCCAUGAAUCAUCUCUCAGGGCCACAAGCGUAGACAAAAUAAUCUCGUGACCUCUGUGGCUGUGAUCCAGAGGAUGGCGUUCUUGUGGCUCCAACACAAACGGCACGAUUUGAUUCAGUCACGCAGACUCAGAAAUAAGUCGAAGUUUAGAGAAACACACCUGCAGUGGUGCUCCAUAUCAUUCCCGUGUUUCUUCAGACAAAAGCUCAGGAAGUGCUGAUUCACCAGAGCGUUUUCAGAUGCUUUGUUUUGAGCCAACUGAUGACAUACUGUAAAAGUAAAAACGCCAUUUAAAUGAUUAUGAUUAUAUUAAUUAUUCCUCAUCAUCCAGGCUUCUGGUACACAUGUAUUUUGUGGCUUACAUAACACAAAGAAUCUGUGCUUUGAUUCAGUUAGCUGUACAUGAAUGUCACUUGCCUUAGGACUCCAGCUGACACCCCCCCCCCCCCGAUAGUCUCAGCUGGGAUCCUGAGGCUGUUCGUACAGUCAGUCCUCCUGAAGCUGCUGAAGUCACUGACUGAGCUGAGGCAAACUGUUCCCUUUGAGAAAACAGCGCAUUUUUAAAAACAUACAACACUGAAGACUCAUUUAAUCACAAUGCUAAUACUGUAACACUCUUUUCCCCCUCUGUGCUAGCAAAGACAUACGACUACGUCCAGAGUCCAAAUCUUUUGCUCUCCGCGGUGCUCAUACUUUAACAUGACAGUCUGAGGGAACACAGCUGCAGCACUGCCUUUCCACUGAGUCAGAUCUUCAAGCACCUGAUGCUUGGUGUGUUCUCUGCUGCCAUGUGGUGGUCAGCCUUGUUGUGAAGGUUCCUGUUGAGCUUCUGAGACUGAAGACAGAGAGCUGAUGAAUCACAAAAAAAAAAGCUCUGGUGAAAUUAAUCAGAGCAAAGCAAGAGUAUUUUUUAUUUUAUUUUGGAGUGUUGUAAUUUAUGUGAAGAAAAUGAAAAUGAAGGUGUUUUUGUUGAGAGCCAUCACUACACAAACGAAAACACAUUGCACUGACAUUUAAGGUUAUUUCCUGUCUUGGUGUGUGCUUCACUGGCGACGGAGAACCAUGUUGUGUUGGUGUUUAACAAGCGUUCCUACGUCGAGCGCUUCAUUCUCUCCCCUCGUGCUGUUGUGUCCAGUGUCCCACCUCUGAUCUAACUUCAAGGGCUACAAUACAGGAGUGUGCCGACGGUUUAGUACAUUCCAAUGGAGACAUCUACACUGUAACUGCACUGUAACGUUGUGUUAUUGUCUUUGUUGACUGAUGUGUAAAAAUAAGUACUGUAGGUGUCCGACUUUCUACAAGCUAUUGAUUGAUGUCAAACUAUUGCCUUCUUUUGCGAUUUUUAAAAAGGUUAAGACGGACAAUAACGAGUUGAUCUAUUUCAACAUUCCUGCCUUUCAUUCCGAAGUACCUAUCUGUCAGUGUGCUAUAGUGUCGCUACUAAUCAGGAAAAACAUCCACUGCGGUCGAGCUGAUGUGCAACCUUUCCAGAGGCCAUUCUUUCUUUCAUUCAACAGAACUACAACUGCAAACUGAUACUGCUAUUUAACAUGAUGCAAUCUGUAUGUAUGGUGAAUUAUUUUGUUAAUAAAGGUAAUGUUUAUAUUGUUA